AAUAUAAAUAAAGGAAACAUAUAAAUAUAGGAGUCAGCUGAACAUCUAUUUUGGUGUCAUUUUUUUUUUUGAAAUUCGAUCCGACAAACAAAAUGGAGCGGUGCAAAAAUCUGGGGUGUCUUUUAUUUUUUGUUCUUAUUUUUAGUGAGGCUGUUAUUGGCUCCUUGGAGGUAUUCAAACAGGACCACAAUCGCAUAAAACGCCAAGGUGGCUAUGGUGGUGGCUAUGGUGGUGGCUCAAGUCCUGGCGGCGGUUAUGGCUAUGGUAGCUCUGGGGAUAGCAGUUAUGGUUAUGGAUAUACUUCUUCAAGUGGCCAGCCAGGUCAAAUGGGCGGUGGCGGAGGAGGUGUUGGAGGAUUUGGUGGUGGUUUUGGCGGUGGUCCCGGAGGAGGUGGAGGUUUUGGAGGCGGUCCUGGAGGAGGUGGUGGUUUUGGUGGUGGUCCAGGAGGAGGUGGAGGCUUUGGUGGAGCUCCCGGAGGAGGUGGAGGCUAUGGUGGUGGUCCAGGAGGGGGUUAUGGAGGUUCCAGUGGCGGCUAUGGCGGUUAUGGUGGUUAUGGCAGAUAAUGUGUUUUAAAUAUAAAUGAAUUAAAAUGGUGUUUGUUAAAAACCAUCACAAAGAGGAUUUUGAAGUAAAAGUUUUACAAGGAUCUCAAGGAGUGGAUAUUUCAGAUUUUCAAAAAAUAACAAAAGGUUCAACAAAAUGGGAUUUUUGUUAUAUUUUUUACAAGGAAUAACAAACGUGGAUUUAAUAAAAAUAUAUUUUUUCAAGGACCAACACAAAUGUGAA
This is a messenger RNA of Musca domestica (house fly), 786 nucleotides long. Its product is annotated as ctenidin-1-like. The record is from RefSeq and is a predicted model, not a curated record. NCBI's taxonomy places the organism in Eukaryota, Metazoa, Arthropoda, Insecta, Diptera, Muscidae. The transcript has 3 exons. The coding region runs from base 93 to 563 and encodes 156 amino acids.